AUGGCCUCGUCCUCGCCUCCGUUUCAGACUCCCAGCAAACGCAAACGUGGCCAAGAGACGCCACGCACGCCCCUCAAAUUCACCUUCAGCCUCAACAGGGAAGACUCUCUCGAAGCUGGCAGCAGCAGUCCCAGAACCACCGUGGUCCAUCGCUUCAAGGGCCUGGAUCUGCAAAGUGGUGGGGGCGGGGAUGGCGGCCUUGCAGACUCCCCAGCCGCCGAUGUCGCCGAUGGUCCUCUCUGCAAGCGUCAGAAGCCAGACCAGCCCAUGAGUGAUGUCUCCGAUGUGGUGGACGCUGCUGCAUCUGCCGUGACGUUUGGAGAGCCCGGCCCCGAGACAGUGGCGGACGAGGGCAAGGGGCCCGGCAGCAGCGCGUCUGGAUCGCCCGAACCAUCGAGAAAGAGGGCCGGCACGCCGCCGCUGAAGCUCGGCCAGGGCGCCUUGUUGCAUGCCGCAGAGGAAGGUGAUAGCUACAGCGACGACGGGGAGACGCACAUCGUGGAUCCGGUUCGCGCUGCGCUGACGUGGCACGAAGAUGAAAUCACCGUCUACGACCCCGACGACAAGGACGACGACGGCACGGGUAUCAACGGCAUCGGGUUUCGACCAACGCCGGCCAUUGCGCAUGCGCGCUCCCUGAAGCGCAGACAGCAAAUCACUGAAUACCGAAAACGCGAGGAAAGCGAAGCUCGCGCGCGGAGAAAUCAGCGUCGCCGCGAGGGAGAGGUUCCGUCGGGCAUCGGCAAGGCCUCUCCCAGAAAGGUUCGCUUCAGCGAUGCAGAACUUCGAAAUAUAGCCGUGAUUAUCUAG
This is a messenger RNA of Beauveria bassiana ARSEF 2860, 810 nucleotides long. RefSeq lists its product as uncharacterized. The record is from RefSeq and is a predicted model, not a curated record. The transcript has a single exon. Bases 1 to 810 code for a protein of 269 amino acids. Lineage: Eukaryota; Fungi; Ascomycota; Sordariomycetes; Hypocreales; Cordycipitaceae.